Molecule: messenger RNA, 1451 nt
Organism: Moneuplotes crassus
Lineage: Eukaryota; Ciliophora; Spirotrichea; Euplotida; Euplotidae
Source: the annotation of a GenBank genome assembly
AAUGCUUCCUAAGACCAAAGAGGACCUCAAGAAAAUCCUUCAGAGCAAAAUUUACUCUAACCCACCCACUAGCCUUAAUGUUGCUCUAAAACGACUCAAUUACGAAAUGCUAAAACGAGAAGAAUUCGACUUCAGAGAGCGAAGUGAAGGCAGAAUUCUAAGAAUGGGCGUUAAUAAGAAACCUUCUAUUACACAGAAUAUUUUAGUCAUGAAGAAGAUUGAGAAAAAGAAAUAGAGCAGAACUUCGGAGAGAGAGAAGACUAAAGAACAGAAAAUUAAUGUACAAAUAAUUUUGAAGAGAAACAAGAUUCAAGUGAAAGUACAGAUUCAGAUGUCUCCCGUAAAACCCGUAUGGAACGGAAGAAAAAUAAGUUAAAACUCAAAGCCAAGCUUAAGAGAUUAAAGACACUUAAAGCUGCUAAAGAAGCUGAGUUGAGAAAACAGAAGAAGCAAGAAAAAUAAGAAGAAGAAAUUAGAACAAAAGCCAAUCAUUGACAAGAAUCAAUUUGAUAUUUUCAGGUCAAAUUCACCGAGAAUUAAGCUUGGAGAUGGGAUUAUCAUAGGCUCUGAUGGAGAUAGUAGCGAAGCAAUGGAGGAUAAAGCCAAUAGGACUAUCAGUAGUGAAUAUAGAGGAACUUUCAAUAUCACUAAAAGCCUCUCAAGGAGUAAAAGAGAGAGUGUCCAGGAUUCAAAGUUCCUCAAACAAACACCCAAACCUACAUUUUAUCAUCCUAAACUAUCCUUGAUUCAGAAGAAGGUCAAAAAUGUAUAUAUUUUUAAGGGAGGCGAGACUCAUAGAAAGAAAAAAUCUGAUUAUGAAGAAUUUAAGUGCUCUAAAAAUCAUGGUCAAAGCGUUCAACUCAAUAGAAAUACAAUUAAAUAAGGAUCUUCAGAUCCCUAAAGAUACUCUGAGAUCUGCAAGAGAUCAAAACAACAAGAAUUCACACUCCCAGUUUGCCACAAAUGGAGAUAUGAUGGAAGGAGAUUUAUCAAAUCUCAGUAGAAUAGAAGACCCAAAACCAAUGCUAAACACUUUAAAAAGAUUCCAUUCUAACUCCUCUGCAGCUGGUACAAAUUAUUCAAGGUUGUGUUCUAGAAAGCAUACAGCAUCACCUCAAUUUCCUGAAUACUAUAACAUUCAAGGGGAGCGUAUCAGACUCCAAGAUACUCAUAGUCAUAAAUAUACGGAAGACAAAUUCCGCUGAAUCAUUGAUAUUGGGAAAACUUCCCACCGGCGUCCCUUGUUUAACCCCAUAACAAGCCCUGCCUUUUACAAUAUAAGGGACAGCCAAACUAUUAGGAACAUUGUAAUGCACCCUAAAAGAUAUAAGGAUGAAAUUAAGAAGAAAGUGGAAGAAAGAAGGGCAAGCCAAAGAAGCACUUCGUUAUUGGACAAGACACAAUUGUAUCUGAGCUUACUUGCCUCUGGGCAAAAUCUCGAAGGAUAUUAA